This is a messenger RNA of Plectropomus leopardus (leopard coralgrouper), 2871 nucleotides long. NCBI's taxonomy places the organism in Eukaryota, Metazoa, Chordata, Actinopteri, Perciformes, Serranidae. The record is from RefSeq and is a predicted model, not a curated record.
CCCUGCCUGUCCCAGAUGAUGGCUCGGCUCCAGCUGUGGACUACGGGGCUGGCGGCCAUCGUGGCCUUGUCCGUCUCUCUCGCUGCUGCUGGAGAGUCGGGCCUCCCUGCGAUGGGAGCAGAGCAGAUUGUGAAGAAGGAGUCGCAUCCCGUCCUCUUCAGGAAGAAGAGAGAGUGGAUCUGGAACUCCCUCUACGUGGAGGAGGAGAAACCUGCGCCCAUGCCCUACAAGAUCGGACAGCUGAAGUCGAGCCAGAGAGUGGAAGUGAAGAGCUUCAGAAUAGACGGCGAAGGAGCAAACACCAUCUUCACCGUGGAUCACAAAGGAGACCUGUUUGUCACCAGAUCUCUGGACAGAGAGGAGAAGAACGCGUACCAUCUGACCGCCAGGAUGUACGACGGGAACAACAAGCUGAUCGAGGACGCUGGAGACUUUGUCGUCCAGGUGACGGACAUCAACGACAACACCCCAGUUUUCCCCAGAACGUACAACGGAUCCAUCACGGAGAGGGCCGUGAUCGGAACUCCAGUGUUAGAGGUGAGGGCGACUGACGCCGAUGACGCCACCACCGCUAACGGAGAGCUCAGGUACUCUUUGACCCCGGCCGGAGACCUCUCCGCCUUCGAAAUCGACAGCAUCUCAGGUGUGAUCAGCUGCAAGGUAAACACUCUGGACCGCGAAACCAACAGCCAGUACUUGGUGGUGGUGAAAGCUCAGGACAUGAGGGGGAUGGCGUCCGGCAGCACGUCCACCACCUCCGUCACCAUCACCGUCACCGACAUCAACGACAACAUAGCUUCUUUCUUGCAAAAGUCGUACGAACUGCACGUUCGCGAGGACCACAAGCUGAACGAGAAGAUCGGCACUCUGACGCUGGAGGACAGAGAUGAGAUCCAGCACAAACAGCCCAGCUUCCUCAUUGUCGGUGAAAACAGCAAAAUGUUUAACGUCGAGCUCAGCCCCAACAAGGACGGGGACCUCAUGCUCAAGCAGGCUCUGGAUUACGAGACGACCCCCAGCUACACUUUCACCGUCCAGGUGCGAGAAAACCUGAGAAGCCUGCAUCUGCCCGCCGACAACCUCAACAGCGCCGUCACCACGGCCCAGGUAAACAUCAAAGUGUUGGACGUGGACGAGGCUCCGGUUUUCUCGCAGCCCACCUACACUUUCACUGUGGUGGAGGAACGCAUCGUGAACAACAUCGGCACGGUCACGGCCAGAGAUCCCGACAAAGCCAACAAGAGCAUACGGUACUCCAUAGACAAGGACUGUCCAAUCAGCAUCAACCCGAUCACCGGUCAGCUGUCCACCCUGCGGACGCUGGACCGAGAGCUGAAGGCCUCGUACAUGUUUCAAGUUAGAGCUCAGGAGGAGCCGAGCGGUUUGGAGUCAUUCGUCAAAGUUAACAUCAUAGUUCAGGACAUCAACGACAACAAGCCUGAGCUGACUGUGGACGAGAUCUUCGUGUGUGAGAACGACCCCAACAACACGGUGAUAGGAACGCUGAGAGCCACAGACAAAGACGACCAGCCGGCCUCCUUCACUUUCGGUCUGGCCGGCCCGAGCUCCAACUUCUCCAUCAGAGACUUCGGCAACAGCACAGCCGACGUGUUGGUGAAACAGGGGCCCUUCAGCCUGGAUGACCCCAAGGAUUACAGCGUGGACGUACGCAUCAGCGACGGAGGGCGGCCCCUGCAGACCAGCGUCACUAAACUGGCCAUCAAGUUGUGUCAUUGUGACGGCCGGCGGAUUGCUACACAGUGCAAAGCUGGCGCUCGGAGGAUGGGAGUGAGCGUGCACGCGCUGAUCGCCAUUCUGCUCUGCAUACUGACCAUCCUCGUCAUAGUGAUCCUGUUUGUGAUGAGGAAACGCUACCAGAAGGACUCUCUGGCCAGCAUGAAAAACAGCGGCGAGAUUCACGAGCAGCUCGUCACGUACGACGAGGAGGGAGGCGGAGAGAUGGACACGAAUGGCUACGAUGUCUCCAUCCUCACGUCCGCGUGCCACGACGGCUCCCUGCUCCGCCACCCGGACCGCCACCCCCACCCCUCCCUCUACGCCAUGGUGCAGAAGCCCACCGCGUGCAAGGGCGACAUGGCGGUGAUGAUCGAGGUGAAGAAAGACGAGGCGGACCACGACAGAGACGGCUUCCCGUACGACACCCUCCACAUCUACGGUUACGAGGGACCCGAGUCUUUAGCCGGCAGCCUCAGCUCUCUGCAAAGUUCCUCCACCGCCUCGAACUUGGAUUACGACUUCCUGAACGACUGGGGGCCGCGGUUCAGGACCCUCGCCGAGCUGUACGGCGUGGACGCACCUGACUACUACCAUCAAUACUGAUGGAGACCGUCUGCUCAAAAAAAGCAUUUGUGAUGCCAAAAUACACAACAUCAAAGCAGCCAUAAACACACACACACACACACACACACACAGCCAAAAGCAUGCAGGAAAUAAACACAAACACACACACAAAACAAUGCUUUGAUGCCAUUUUGUUUCUGAGAGCUUCAUCAAACUCCAGGAAGCUUCAUCAAGUUGAAACGAGGAGUUUUCGGAGCCUCCUCCUCUUCCUCCUCCAGCGACGAGACGCUGGAGAGAUUUUUUAAGCACCACCAGGACGUGACGCCAUCGGAGAAAGCGACGACUAACUGCUUCACAGAUUCGCCAGAGGAUUGAUUGUCAGUGAGCUCCACGCCGCGAGGAUGAUUUUUAUUCUGUUACGGUGUCGUGAAGUUUUACCGUUUUUUAUUCCACCUGAGAAGAUCACAUGACGCUCCAAUCAGAGUUGGGUCAUUUUUGGGGUUAAUCAGGUCACUGCUGGCCAGCGAUGUUACUCAGUUAUUCAAAUUCCUUAUGUCCUUUUGCAUCAUU